AGCGCCAUGGUCAAAGGCGAAGAAUCUGAGACGAUGAACGGGAUUGCUGGUCACUCUUCUAAUCGGGAGGAGCCGCUCAGGGAGACCAUGGAACUGAAGAAGGAGAUCUCCCUGCUCAACGGAGUCAGCCUGAUUGUAGGGAACAUGAUUGGCUCCGGUAUUUUUGUCUCACCUAAGGGUGUGCUCAUCUACAGUGCCUCCUAUGGACUGUCAUUAGUCAUCUGGGCCAUUGGAGGCUUGUUUUCGGUGGUAGGGGCCCUUUGCUACGCCGAGUUGGGAACCACAAUCACCAAAUCAGGGGCUUCAUAUGCUUACAUCUUAGAAUCGUUUGGUGGCUUCAUUGCAUUCAUUCGUUUAUGGACAUCUUUGUUGAUCAUCGAACCCACCAGUCAGGCGGUCAUAGCCAUUACGUUUGCGAACUACCUGGUGCAGCCGCUCUUUCCAACGUGUCAACCUCCAUACGCAGCAUCCAGGCUCAUUGCCGCAGCAUGUAUAUGUUUACUGGCGUUUAUAAACUCUGCCUACGUGAAGUGGGGUACGCGUGUGCAGGACAUUUUCACCUAUGCAAAGGUGGCAGCCCUCAUCGUCAUCAUAGUUACCGGCAUUGUCAAGCUUUGCCAGGGUCACACGGCCAACUUUGAGUCGUCCUUUCAGGGUUCAUCCUCAGAUCCUGGUGGUAUUGCUCUGGCGCUGUACUCUGCACUCUUUUCUUAUUCAGGCUGGGACACCCUUAACUUUGUAACAGAAGAGAUCAAAAACCCUGAGAGGAACCUGCCCCUGGCGAUUGCCAUCUCCAUGCCUAUUGUCACAAUCAUCUACAUCCUCACCAACGUGGCCUACUAUGCUGUUCUGGAUGUCAGUGCUAUACGGGCCAGCAAUGCUGUGGCAGUGACCUUUGCAGACCGAACUCUGGGUGUCAUGAGCUGGACUAUACCCAUCGCUGUAGCUCUGUCCUGUUACGGAGGCCUGAAUGCCUCCAUUAUAGCUGCAUCCAGGUUGUUUUUCGUAGGAUCCCGGGAGGGUCACCUUCCUGACGCGCUGUCCAUGAUCCAUAUACAGAGAUUCACCCCGAUCCCUGCUCUGAUCUUCAAUUGCAUCAUGUCACUGAUCUACCUGAUGGUUGAAGAUGUCUUCCAACUCAUCAACUACUACAGUUUCAGCUACUGGUUCUUCAUGGGCCUGUCUGUCGCCGGGCAGAUCUACCUUCGCUGGAAGCAGCCGGACAGACCCAGACCUCUUAAGCUGACCUUAUUGUACCCGGUGGUGUUCUGCCUGUGUUCCGUUUUCCUCGUGGCAGUUCCUAUGUACAGCGACACCGUCAACUCUCUGAUCGGCAUUGGCAUCGCCCUGUCAGGGGUUCCUGUUUACUUCCUAGGUGUCUGUUUGCCAGAGUCCAAGAGACCACCUAUCAUCAUCAAGCUGCUGCGCUCCCUGACAUACUUCACCCAGUACACCUGCUUCUGUGUUCUGACAGAGACCAACAAAAGCCAGUAG
This is a messenger RNA of Nematolebias whitei (Rio pearlfish), 1494 nucleotides long. It is a transcript of the gene slc7a6, whose product is annotated as solute carrier family 7 member 6. Gene Ontology annotation, molecular function: L-amino acid transmembrane transporter activity. Gene Ontology annotation, biological process: amino acid transmembrane transport. Bases 7 to 1494 code for a protein of 495 amino acids. The transcript has 9 exons. The record is from RefSeq and is a predicted model, not a curated record. Lineage: Eukaryota; Metazoa; Chordata; Actinopteri; Cyprinodontiformes; Rivulidae. Gene Ontology annotation, cellular component: membrane.